UAAAAUUAUGAAUUAAAAAAAAAUGCGUUAGUGUGGAAUUCACAGGAAUUAUUUAGUUUAUAAUUAUUUCAUUUUUUUUUAUUUAUAUACGUGUUAUAUUCUUUUAUCAUUUUCUUACGAUUGUGAACACUGUUACGUACUUAGGGUGCUAUUCAUUUGUUGAAAAUGGAGGCGUGAUGGAGGUGCAUUCGUCGGAAAUCUAGGAUUUCGUGUUAGCGGUUGUAAGAAUUUCUAUAGCUAUAAUGGCUGGUAAUAAAAUACACAAGACCAAGGGAAAAGAAGAUAAGAAUAAGGGUAACAAAGGCAAAGGACAAAGUAAUGUGAGUGGUGAUGAUCCUGAUCAUGCUUUGCUAAGAAAGCCUGUGCUCACAAGUAUUACUGGUUUUAGUCAAGCAAGGAAGAUAUAUGAUUGGGCAACAGAGGAGUUAAAACAUAUAUUGGCACAUGAGUGUGACGUACUAUAUGAAUGCAAAGUGUGCCGUAACAUAUUUAGAAGUUUGGCAAAUUUCAUAUCCCACAAACGUGUUUACUGCAAAGAAACAUUCAAUCCUAAUGAACAUGGGCACUUCAUGAAACCACCUUCAACUUUUAAUGAAUUAUUAAAAAUCAAACGCCUUGAGGAAGAAUAUCAAGAAUCUUUAAAGGAGAAUAAGGAAGAAAAUGCAACAAUUAAAGAAGAUGAACGGAUUCCACUAACAAAAGACUUAACUGAGAUUGUGGAGAAAAUAAACAAGAAGAAUGGGAUGCAAAAUGGUCAUUCGGACUCACAGAUGAUAUUGCAAGAAAUACCAAAUAGUUCCGUAGCUGUAUUCCAGAAUGUCAAUACAAGUGACGAGAAACAGAAUGAGAGUAUGCAAAAACAGGUAAUUGAGUUAGAUAAUAUAUUAUCUAAAAGCUUAGCUGUUCUACAACAUGAUGGCAACUGUAAAUUAAAAGUCCUAAAUCAAGACCCUGAUAGUGUUAUACAAAUAAGUGACGAUGAUGAUGAUGAAGAAAAUGGUGAUACAAAUGACAUCCUUAAGUGCAAAUCUUGUGAUUUACAAUUUUCAACUCAAAAAACAUUGAAGUUCCACAUGAAGUAUAAACAUGUUGAGAGUCGGCUUGUUUAUCCUUGUCCUGAUUGUUUGGAAAUAUUCUCUACAUCAUGGAGUGUAUACAGACAUUUAUUUAAAGUGCACAGAAAAACUGCAGCACAGAUUAGGAGACUAAGGGAGUCCAUACAAUUAAAAGCUUUCAGAAUGAAUAAUAUUCCAGCUUUUUAUGAAAAACGUAGAAAUGUUGCGAAACAUGCAACAUCAACCAGGAAAGUGACUGAAGAAGAGAGAUUAGAUCAAGAAAAUCAGGCGUGGAUAGACAAUAUGGAGGGAGAUGGCGAAGGCCCGCGUUGCGGCGGCUGCGGGCGCGCCUUCGAACGCCGCGCAGCGCUCGUCGCGCACACGCACACCUGCGCCUCUCGCAGCCGCGCACGCGCACUCGCCGCCGCGCGCCGCCACGACGCCAAGCGCAUCCAGAUACAGAUCCGCCGCGACUACCACAAGGAGCCGGCCGCACCGCCCGCGCCGCCCGGACCGGCUAGUCCGCCCAGCCCCCUCGACAACGAUGAUAAUGAAAUCGCGGAGGAGUCGUGUCCCGCUCCAGAGUCUGUGAAGAAUAGUGCGAUGGUUUCACCAGUCCUUGUAGACGAUACUGAUGAUCCGGUCGAACUAGGUGAACAUGAAGAAAAAUCUGAUAAUGACUCGAAAUCGGCUGACACUCCUGAAAGGCGCUCACAAGAGUCUGCAUCUAUGCCAGAUGAAGUUCUUGUCGUGCCGGAUGACACCACGCCGGAAGAUGUACCCGUGAUACAAGUGGACCCUGAGGAGUCAGAGACAGGAGUGCUGCAGGAUGUGACGGUGCUACGGGAUAUUCCUACACCAAUUAUCCGGCUACCCCACGCACGUAAUGCGGAAAAAAGUAAUCUUAAUGCAUUCAGAGAAAAAAUUGAGCCAGAUGUCGAAUUGGAAACUUAUUUGUGUAAAAAAUGCGGAAGUAAAUCCAGUAACAUUCAAGAAUUGUACGAUCAUAUGGCGGCGCAUUACAAAUGGAUGCGUUAUGCUUGCAAGCUGUGCAACUUUAAGCAUUAUAUAUUUGAAAAAUUACCAGAACAUGUGAAAGUGGUUCAUAAAUUGAAAGGAGACAAAGAUUUUUAUUUCAGCACCGUUAAGGCUCUCGAUGGCCCCGAAGCAUUAGAAUUGGCCGAGGUCACUAGUGAACAAAAUGUUGUCAACGGAAACAGCCCCGAUUCUCAGAGGGGUAGUAGAUGUUCCAGUGAUUCGAGUCGUUUAUCAGACGAGGGGUCCUCAAGUACUACGCUUUCGGAAAACAAUGUUAAGAAGCGGAAAAAGCUACAUAAUACGGGAUCCUCAAAAAGGAAAAAGACGUCGCCGAGUAAAACUAUCGAAGAGCCCAGCACCGAAAACCAAGGUACGCCAUCGGAUAAAGAAGUUAAUCUCAUUGAAAUUGAUAGUAAUAGCUCUAAUAUCAAACCUGUAGAAGAAAAUUCUUCUGAUAUGGACGAUGUUGAUGAUAAAGCAUCCAAGCGACAGCUUGUUGAAGAUACUACGUCAAUGGCAUCUCGUCGACCGGUACGUAGAAAAACGAAACCUAAAAAUGAAGAUUUUGAAUAUGAUUUAUCAAAUUUACUUAAAUUGGAAGCACAAGGUUAUUAUCAAGUUAGUACAACUGCGAAAUCUAACAAUACGAAGAAAAAGUAUGUCCAAGAAAAUCAAAUUACUUAUGAAAGUUUGAACAGAGACUGUUGUGGUGCAAUGGUGGCUUUAUCUAAAAAUGCGGUGGAAAGAUCUGCAGCGCAUAUGAAAAUGAAAUCGUUUUCUGUUUGUCUUUCUACAAGGGAACCGAGACAUUCGGGUCUGUUUCUAAGGCCUAUGUUACCUAAAAGUACCAUUAAAGGAGAGAAAACAUCACCGAAAAAAGAUUCGCUUGAAGAAAAAAGAGACGAUUCUAGUCCAAAUAAAGAAGUAAAAAACCAAAUUGUCAGUGAAGAACUACCUAAAAGUACAAAUAAGGAAGUAGUGGAAGUAAACGAGGCAAAUAAAGUAUCUGGUGAUGGUUCCGCGAUAAAUAAAAAUCAAAUUAAUAAAUCUGCAUUCUAUGAGGCAGUCAAAACUAAUUUAGGUAAAACACCAGUUGUCCCACUCAAGUUGCGUCGUGAAAGUUUAGAAGUAAUUAAGAAUCCUCUAAUUAAUAAAAAUAUAAAGGAUUUUAAAAAAGCUGGAUUGACGACUAAGAUUUUAGUUAUAAAACCUUUUAAACGAGACUCGGAUGGCUUGAAAGGAUUAAAUACCCCAGUGCAGUACCAAACUAUAAAAGUGAAGGAUUCGAAAAAAGAUUCUUCAAGUGAAGAUAAAUCGUCUUACCAAAAGGUUGUAGUCGAAGUGCCUAUAGUAGAUAAUGCAGUUGCUCGUACUUCAGCAGAUCCAAACGUGGGUGGUAAAGUAUCUCCAAUAACUUCAGACGCGGCUAUGGAAUCUUCAUCGACGGCUGCUGAAGAUACUUCUGAACAUGUUAACACAUUAACACCUUCAGACGUAAAAGAAGAAAAAAUCUGUACCAAAUCAAGUACUUCAGUAAUCGUUUUAAAUUCAGUUAGCAAUUUGAUAAAAUGAAUACUGAAUAUACAUUGUAUUGUUUAUAAAAAAGACACUACUCACUAGUACAGAAUAUAUUCAUUAAUCGUAUAUACAUGUUAUGUGAUAAAACUAGAAUUGCGUUAUUUUACUAAGAGACCAAUAUGUUUUAAUUGCUGUGAAGGAAGUUAAAUUGAGUUAUAUUAUACCCACUGUUUUCUUUUAGAAACCUUUAUAAUAAAACCAGAAUACUAA
This is a messenger RNA of Manduca sexta (tobacco hornworm), 3881 nucleotides long. RefSeq lists its product as uncharacterized. The transcript is spliced from 10 exons. The record is from RefSeq and is a predicted model, not a curated record. Lineage: Eukaryota; Metazoa; Arthropoda; Insecta; Lepidoptera; Sphingidae. Bases 243 to 3665 code for a protein of 1140 amino acids.